Messenger RNA from Aegilops tauschii subsp. strangulata, 1407 nucleotides. Its product is annotated as probable beta-1,3-galactosyltransferase 8. The record is from RefSeq and is a predicted model, not a curated record. Gene Ontology annotation, cellular component: Golgi membrane. Lineage: Eukaryota; Viridiplantae; Streptophyta; Magnoliopsida; Poales; Poaceae. Gene Ontology annotation, molecular function: galactosyltransferase activity.
CGCAGCGCUGGGACUCAUGCAUGGGUGGGAUAGAUAGCCGGCGUUUUCGGCGUCGGCUCCAGCGCCUCUUCAGUCUUCAGCCGCGGAGACAGAGUCAGCUCUUCUUCCUUUCAGUAGUCUGUCUUUGAGCAGAGCCACCUCCAUCCAGCCAGAGCGCCUGCCUGCAGAGCGAUGAUGGCGCUGAGCGAGAGGCAGCCGCAGUCGGAGAAGAAGGCCCCGCGGGCGAGGCCCAUGUCGGGGAAGGCCGUGUUCGUGCUCUGCGCCACCAGCUUCUUCGUGGGGCUGCUGCUCAGCGGCCGGAUGACGGUACUGACGCCGCCGGCGUCGGGCGGCCACGGCGGCUCCAGGAUCGCCCUAUUCUCCGACGACGACUGCGAGCACAGGCGUAAGCUGGAAGAAGAGAGCAACCCGAACGAUGUCAUGAACGAGGUGUCACGAACCCACCAAGCCAUUCGGUCUCUGGACAAGUCGGUGUCGUCGCUGGAGAUGGAGCUGGCGGUGGAGCGGGCCAAGAGGAACGGCGGCCUGGGCGCGGCGGUGCCGUCCAAGGGCCUCCCGAAGGUGUUCGUGGUGGUGGGCAUCAACACGGCCUUCAGCAGCAAGAAGCGGCGCGACUCGCUCCGCGACACCUGGGUGCCCCGGGGCGACAAGCUCCGGCAGCUGGAGAAGGAGAAGGGGGUGGUGGUGCGGUUCGUGAUCGGGCACAGCGCCACGCCCGGCGGCGCGCUGGACCGGGCCAUCGACGUGGAGGAGGCGGAGACCAGGGACUUCAUGCGGCUGGACCACGUGGAGGGCUACCACGAGCUCUCCUCCAAGACCAGGAUCUACUUCGCCGCCGCCGUCGCCACCUGGGACGCCGCCUUCUACGUCAAGGUCGACGACGACGUACACGUCAACCUAGGGAUGCUGACGAACAGGCUCGCCAGGUACAGGACGACGCCCAGGGUGUACGUGGGGUGCAUGAAGUCCGGCCCUGUGCUGUCGCAGAAGGGCGUCAAGUACCACGAGCCUGAGUCUUGGAAGUUCGGGGACGAGGGGAACAAGUACUUCCGCCACGCCACGGGGCAGAUCUACGCCAUCUCCAGGGACCUCGCCUCCUACAUCUCCAUCAACCAGCCGAUACUGCACCGGUUCGCGAACGAGGACGUGUCGCUGGGCGCGUGGCUCAUCGGGCUCGAGGUGGAGCACGUCGACGACCGGAGCCUCUGCUGCGCCACGCCCCCAGACUGCGAGUGGAAGAAGCAGGCCGGGAACGUGUGCGCGGCGUCCUUCGACUGGUCCUGCAGCGGCAUCUGCAAGUCCGUCGACAGGAUGAGGGCCAUCCACAGCGCCUGCGGCGAGGGCGACGGAGCCGUCUCCAACUUCGCCGCCGCCUGAUCCGCCGCCCCCUCCCCGUGAUGUCGACCA